Saccostrea cuccullata (small rock oyster) is the source of this 4105-nucleotide messenger RNA. RefSeq names its product isoleucine--tRNA ligase, cytoplasmic-like. NCBI's taxonomy places the organism in Eukaryota, Metazoa, Mollusca, Bivalvia, Ostreida, Ostreidae. The record is from RefSeq and is a predicted model, not a curated record. Gene Ontology annotation, molecular function: ATP binding; isoleucine-tRNA ligase activity; aminoacyl-tRNA deacylase activity. Gene Ontology annotation, biological process: isoleucyl-tRNA aminoacylation.
AUAAUUUAUACUUCCGGUACACAUGUUUUAUACCGGUACAAACUGAUGCAACAUUUGUGAAAGUAUUCCUCGGUUAUCUAGCCUUGCGAUGGUCCAUUCCUCUUAAAUUUCUCAAAAUUAGCAGUGAGAUAUACCUGAAAUGGCACAGCCUGUACCUUCCACAAAUAUAAGUUUUCCAGAUGAGGAGGAGAAGGUCCUUAAGUACUGGAAAGAAAUUGAUGCCUUCCGUACAUCAUUAAAACAGUCUAAAGGGAAACCCAGGUACACAUUUUAUGAUGGACCACCAUUCGCUACUGGACUGCCUCAUUAUGGACACAUCUUAGCAGGAACCAUAAAAGACGUAGUCACCCGCUGGGCCCACCAGACAGGCUACCAUGUGGAGAGAAGGUUUGGAUGGGAUUGUCAUGGUCUCCCAGUGGAGUAUGAGAUUGACAAAACAUUAGGGAUCAAAGGGCCAGAAGAUGUGGAGAAGAUGGGGAUAGCAGCUUACAAUGCAGAGUGUCGCAAAAUUGUCAUGAGAUACUCAACUGAGUGGGAGGAGAUUGUGACCCGCCUUGGACGCUGGAUUGACUUUGAGAAUGACUACAAAACCAUGUAUCCCACUUUCAUGGAGAGUAUCUGGUGGGUGUUCAAGGAGCUGUACAAUAGUGGACUAGUUUACAAAGGGUCAAAGGUCAUGCCCUUUUCCACGGCCUGUAACACCCCCCUGUCAAACUUUGAGUCGGGACAGAAUUACAAGGAUGUGGUGGAUCCAGCAGUCAUUGUGAACUUUCCCCUACUUGAUGAACCUGGUGUAGCAGUCAUUGCCUGGACGACAACGCCUUGGACAUUGCCUAGCAACUUGGCUGUGUGUGUGAAUCCAGAGAUGAUUUAUGUAAAAGUCAAAGAUAAAGCCACAGGAAAGGUGUACAUAAUGAUGGAAGCUAGACUUGAAGCUUUGUUCAAGAAAGAAGAUGAAUACACAGUUUUAGAAAAAUUUCAAGGAAAGAAGCUGGAAGGCAGAAAAUAUGAACCAAUUUUUCCAUAUUUCAAAUAUAUGAGAGAGAAGACUGACGCCUUUAGAGUCUUGAUGGAUGACUAUGUAACCGCUGAGAGUGGUACAGGGGUUGUUCACCAGUCACCAUACUUUGGAGAGGACGAUUAUCGAGUGUGUUUGAGGUAUGGUGUCAUCACCCGAGACAUGAAAAUCAUAUGCCCUGUUGAUGCCUCAGGAAAGUUCACUGAAGAGGUCACAGACUUCAAAGGUCAAUAUGUCAAGGAUGCAGACAAAGCAAUCGUGAAAAACCUGAAACAGAGGGAUCGUCUCGUUCAUCAGUCCACAUUUAAGCAUAGCUACCCAUUCUGUUGGAGGUCAGAGACACCAUUGAUCUACAAGGCUGUGCCCAGCUGGUUUGUGAGAGUGGAACAAGCAACAACACAACUUCUAGAGAACAACCAAAAAAUAUACUGGGUGCCAGACUUUGUGAAGGAGAAGAGGUUCGCUAACUGGCUGCGGGAGGCGCGUGAUUGGGCGAUAUCACGUAACAGGUACUGGGGGACACCGAUCCCCCUCUGGAUCAGUGAGGAUGAGGAAGAGAUUGUGUGUGUUGGGUCCGUGGAGGAGCUGAAGAAGCUGUCUGGUGUAGAGGUCAAGGACCUUCACAGAGAAUCAGUGGAUCAUAUCACCAUUCCAUCUAAGAUGGGAAAAGGAGUUUUGAGACGCACCCUAGAGGUGUUUGACUGUUGGUUUGAGAGUGGGAGCAUGCCCUAUGCCCAAGUCCAUUACCCGUUUGAGAGGAAGAAAGAGUUUGAUGAUGCGUUUCCUGCCGACUUCAUUGCAGAAGGAAUAGACCAGACCAGGGGAUGGUUCUAUACCUUGCUUGUACUCUCCACACUUCUGUUUGGAAAGCCCCCAUUCAAGAAUCUCAUCGUCAAUGGAAUAGUGUUGGCUGAGGAUGGAAAUAAGAUGAGCAAAAGAUUAGACAAUAUAAAGAACUACCCAGUUAUAAAUCCAAUGCUGAUAGUCCACAAAUAUGGUGCUGAUGCACAAAGGAUGUACCUGUGUAACUCCCCGGCCGUGAAGGCUGAGGGUCUGAAGUUUAAGGAGGAAGGGGUAGAAAGAGUGCUUAAGGACGUCUUCCUGCCUUGGUACAAUGCUUACAGGUUCUUCAUGCAGAACGUUGACAGAUAUCAAACAGAAGAGGGAUUAGAAUUUUUGUACAAUGAGAACAAGAUGACUAAACGAGCCAACUACAAGGACCGGUGGAUUAUGUCACUGGCUCAGUCACUCAUCAAGUUUGUCAGGGUGGAAAUGCAAGCCUAUCGCCUGUACACAGUAAUGCCUAGACUUGUCAAGUUUGUAGAUCAGCUCACCAACUGGUAUGUCAGAAUGAACAGAAAGAGGCUAAAGGGAGAGGGUGGCCAAGAUGACUGUAGGGAGGCCCUGGAAACUCUUUUCUCUGUACUGAUGACCAUGAUCAGGCUUAUGUCUCCGAUGAUUCCAUACAUAACAGAGCACAUGUUCCAGAACCUGAGGAAGCUGAUAGACCCCGAGUCGGUGGGAGCUCAGGACAUACGUAGUGUCCACUUCCUCAUGAUUCCAUCCUACCGUGAAGAUUUCAUUGAUACCAGCAUAGAGACAGCAGUUGCCCGUAUGCAGUCUGUCAUUGAACUGGGGCGAGUGACCAGGGAGAGAAAUACAUUACCCCUCAAGUACCCCCUCAAAGAGGUGGUUGCCAUCCACCGCGACCCCCAGGCCUUAAACGACAUCAAGUCCCUCCAAUCGUACAUCAUGGAGGAGCUGAACGUCAGAGAGGUCAAGGUCACUCAGGACAAAUCCAGUUACGGAGCACAUCUAGUAGCCGAGGCAGAUUUCAAAACAUUAGGAGUCAAGUUGAAGGGAGCUGUGAAGACAAUUUCUAAAGCUGUUAAGGAACUAACCGAUGGUCAGCUUGAAGAGUUCCAGAUGACAGGAAAGAUAACUGUUGCUGGACAUGAAUUGGUAGAGGGAGACCUUAAAUUGAUGUACAAGUUUGACAGUUCAAAGGAAGGAGCUAAAAGUUCAUAUGAUGCCCAUUCUGAUAAAGAGGUGUUGGUACUACUAGAUAUAGUCCCCGACCAGAGUAUGCUGGAUGAAGGAGUAGCGAGAGAAGUCAUAAACAGAGUCCAGAAACUACGGCAAAAGGGAGGUUUGGUCCCAUCAGACAAGAUCACAGUGUAUUACAAGGCCUCCGAGAAUCUGGAGAAGAUAAUCCAGGAGUUUAAUGACUACAUCUGUAAUGCCAUAAAACAGCCCUUCUUACCAUUCCCUGUGGCACCCUCAGAAACCGUCUUCCUCCAGGAGGCCAUGAAUGUGAAAAAGGACAAACUAGAGAUGGCCAUAGUAAAACAGGAUGAGUCCAGUGGUCCUAGUGAGGCUGUCAGCUUCCUUCCUCCUGCCCCAGCCAACGGGGCCCCAUUCUGUAGGUUUGUGAAUGCUGUCCUGGUGGGGAUGCCCUCGCAGGAGGGAGUGGAGGGGAACCAGGCCACCGUCCUUCUAGAAAACCCCGCAGGAAAUGUGGUGCCAGAUCUUCAACAGCUGACUGAUCAGAUCAAAGCAGUAUUUGGAGUUAGGGGAAGACGAGUCCAUCUAUACACAGACUCUGGACUGAAAAAUGAACUCCAAGCUACCACUAAACCAGAAACCUUGGCAAGUCAAACGUUAUACGUGGCGCCCAUGGCAGGGGCACAAGGCGUCAACUACACAGCAAUGGCCACACCAGUAUGUCAUUUUGUGAAUGUGGAAUAUUCAAAGGGAGGCAAUAAAAAAGGGACACUACUCUUAGAAAAUCCAAGGGGAAAUAAUCUGAAUUUGGAGCAACUACUUGCACAGACAGCAGCUGUGUACAGUCUGAAUGGCAAGAAUGCAGUGCUAAGUCGGACGAAGGAUAAGUCAGGAGCCUUAAUUGCUGAUAAUACAAAGAAUAUAACAGAUUUACAUGGCUCAACGCUUCAACUUCUAGUGUAACGACAGUCAUAGCUAGACCUUAUUGACUUUAGGAGGAACAGAAAUAAUUGCAUUAUUUAUUUUAAGUUAAUGACUACAUGUAACAUAUAAUGAAAGACUGCGGAAUUGAAAUAUAUACAU